Micropterus salmoides (largemouth bass) is the source of this 3383-nucleotide messenger RNA. RefSeq names its product polyhomeotic homolog 1 (gene phc1). Gene Ontology annotation, molecular function: protein binding; zinc ion binding. Lineage: Eukaryota; Metazoa; Chordata; Actinopteri; Centrarchiformes; Centrarchidae. The transcript has 14 exons. The record is from RefSeq and is a predicted model, not a curated record. Gene Ontology annotation, cellular component: nucleus; PRC1 complex. The coding region runs from base 154 to 2526 and encodes 790 amino acids.
GAAUUAGAAAAAGAAAAAAAGGACUAAGGGGCGGGGAUUUGUUGGAGGCAAAAUCCCUGAAAGGGGCUAUCGGUGUUUGCAGUUAAAACUAAGGUCGCAAAAACUUGAUUACAUUUAACAGUGAAAAGGACAGAAAUACCAAGGAGAGCCAACAUGGAUGCAGGUGAAGACCAAAACACAGGCACCACCAAUGGAAAUCCUCAGACAAGCGGGAAUUCUCGUGCACCCCAGAUUGCCCACAUGUCUCUAUAUGAGAGACAGGCUGUACAGGCUCUCCAAGCACUACAAAGACAGCCAAAUGCAGCUCAGUACUUCCAGCAGCUCAUGCUGCAGCAGCAGAUCAAUAGUGCCCAACUCCACAACUUGGCCGCUGUGCAACAGGCCACGCUUGCAGCUAGUCGUCAGUCCAAUACCCCAAGUAACAGCAUGUCUCAGGCGACCACCACUGUCAACCUAAGCACCACGUCUGCGGGUGGUACCAUGACUAAUGCCCGUCCCCACGGCCCGGCCACCUCUGCAACAACAACAGCUCUCAACCAGUCAGUGUUGCUGGGUGGAAACUCUGCAGGACAGGGACAGAUGUAUCUUAGGGUCAAUCGCUCUCUCAGGGCUCCCCUAGCCUCUCAGCUCAUCUUCAUGCCUGGUGGUACAGCAACAGCUACUGUAGCAACGGUUGCCCAGACACAGCCCCAGCAGCAACAGCAGCAGCAGCAUGAAGUUGCUCCUACCACUGCCAGUGCCCAGUCUGACAAUGAUCAGGUGCAGAAUCUGGCACUACACUGCACUCCCAGAGCAGUUGCUGUCAAGUCUGAGCUUCCAGAGAGGAAAGAUGUUGCCAGCUUUCCUCUCGGUCAGCAGCAGUUUGCCCAGACAAUUCAGCAGCAGCAAGUGCAACCACAACAGCAACAACAAAUGGCCAAACCCAACUUUACUCAGCAGUCCACAGCCAACACUAUGGCCGUAAAGACUGGAAACCAGACUGCCAUGACUGUUACUCCUGCUGCUUCUGUAGCUCCUUCCUCCACCUCCUCUUCAGCACUCCCUCUCUCCCAACUCCUCCUGUCCACCUCUGCGGCCCCUGUUAUCCUGGUGCCCACCUCAAAUGUUCCUACAACCAGCCAGGGCUACCCCAUUGGCUCAGUGACCCCAAAAGCCAACAUUAACACACAGACUCUGGUGGUGCAGCCCCUACAGCAGGCCAGCACUACUGCAGACAAAGGUCCUGUGCCAAUCCAGCCCAAGACAGCUCAGGUACAGCGCUUGCCUUUCCAGAUGCCCCCUCGACACCCACCUCCCAUCCUCCCAGCACCACCUAGCAACAGCCAGGCCCCCACUGGGGGACACAACCUUCCACACAUCCCUGUGCAGCUUGUGGGAGCAAGGCAGGGCUUAGCAGGAAACGUCCAGGCUGUGGCCCUGGCACAGGCACGAAGCAGCGCUGCCCAAGAAAGUACAGCUGGUGGGAAUGUUAAUGCAGUCUUCAACAACAGUGCUGUGAUAAAGCCUGCUAUUGGCUCUCUAAAGAGAAAAUCUGACUGUGACGCACCAAAUGAGAUGGCGACAGAAUCUUCAGACUCUGCACACAUGAAGGAUUCUGCUCCUCCCUUAUCCCCUGCCCCUACAAAGAACUCUGCUCCUCCUGUAGCAGCUGCCUUCUCAUCUCCUCCCACCCUGUCUUUGCCUCUGCCCUUGUCAAGAGUCGGGCAUGGGGACAAAGACAGAGCGCCUGUUCCCCAGGCAGUGGUCAAACCUCAAGUCCUCACCCACCUCAUAGAGGGCUUUGUCAUCCAGGAGGGAGCUGAGCCCUUCCCCGUUGCUGGACUUCUCAAAGACAGAGAUUUUGCCCUUGUUGGCCGUUCAGAGAAUGGACCUCCGUUGUUAAAGUGUGAGUACUGUGGAAGCCUCGCCCCAGCUAGCCAGUUCAGAGGAUCAAAGAGGUUCUGUUCAAAUACUUGUGCUAAGAGGUAUAAUGUGAGUUGCAGCCAACACUUCAAGACAAGCAGAGGGAGAAGUGGUGCAGGCCUGGCACCACCCCCGGCACCCACUGAGAGCACUGCGAGGCGAAGGGGACCUUCUCGCAGGAGCAGUUCUAAUAUCACCUGUAAUAAAAUAUCAGGCAGACAUCUACCUGUCAAGUGCCACUCGGAGUCCAGUCGCUCGGAGGACGUAUCCAGUGACGGCGAAGAAGAGGAGGACGAUUCUCCUUCACUGUCCCCAAGCUCUUCACACUCCUGCUCGAGAGCUGGACUCAGUGCUCCUCCGUCUGACAGCUCGGCUCCUGGUAACCUCCCACUAGAGGGGGCUAACUUUCUGUCAGCAACUCCUGCUCAGUGGAGUGUGGAGGAGGUCUUCAGGUUUAUCUCUUCACUUCAAGGCUGUGAAGAGUUGGCUGCCCAGUUUCUGUCGCAGGAAAUCGAUGGGCAGGCUCUGCUGCUUCUGCGAGAGGACCAUCUCAUCUCCACCAUGAAUAUCAAGCUGGGUCCCGCUCUCAAGAUCUGUGCCUCUAUCAACACCCUGCGUGAGUGAUGCACUGCCUCAGGGGGGACACCAGGAUCAUUUUCUCAUUGAUGACUUCUCACUGGAAUCAAUACCUGGAUCUGGUCCUCUUAAAGUAAGAAGUUAAAAAGACUAACAUCUGUGGGGACAGUAAGGAUGUUUUUUUUUGUUUUGUUUUGUUUUUUACAAAACAAUGGUGCACCAUCGGUCAUGUGAAGACAUGGGGAUGGACAGUUUACUUUCUGGACAUUGAAUGUGCAAAAACACGUUUGUAUACUGUUGUGUGUGAGUGUGUGAGCGUGGACAGAAGUAUACAUGUCAGUAGUGUUUGUCAGUUUUUUUUCUGUCUCUGUGAGUAGAGCCCUGUUUGUAUGUAUAAUCUUGUGAAACUGCAAAUCUGACAACCUGCAGUAAUCAGUGCUAGGUCUUCUAGCUAGGACAGUUCACCUGUUGGGUGGGGAAAAAAGAGAGAUGUUGCCUUCUUGCUGUAUUUCAAAUGGUGCUUAUACUUUAGUGAUAUGAUUUGGAGUGACGUCAAUAAGUCCACUUCAUUUAUAUGUUAUAUAUAGGUCUUCUAGUAGUUACUUGUUAUUUUACCAUAGAUGUUAAAUCCAGGCUCCAAUCACAUCAAGCAAAGGACACUCAGAAAGCCUGGUAUUUUAAUUUGUUCAUUUACCAGUUAUUAAAAGUUUAGUUUUGUAUCUUUUCCAUUUUGUACUACAAUCAAAAUUAUUUUUUCAUGGAUAUGAUAUAGUUUUAGCAGCUUUAAUCAACUUGACUACCUGAAAAUAGGUAUUUCUCAUGGUUUGCUCUCUCAAGGGCUGAGUGGAAGUGCUCUGUGUACAUGCGAGAUGCAGUACUACCAAUAAACAAUACCUGUUACUGGA